Messenger RNA from Pseudovirgaria hyperparasitica, 1882 nucleotides. Its product is annotated as putative cytochrome P450. Bases 1 to 1497 code for a protein of 498 amino acids. Lineage: Eukaryota; Fungi; Ascomycota; Dothideomycetes; Acrospermales; Acrospermaceae. Gene Ontology annotation, molecular function: iron ion binding; monooxygenase activity; oxidoreductase activity, acting on paired donors, with incorporation or reduction of molecular oxygen. The transcript has 9 exons. The record is from RefSeq and is a predicted model, not a curated record.
AUGGCGAGACAUGUUCAUGCCAAUCGCCUGAAGGGGAAGAUUCAUUCAUUGAAUCCGAAGAUGGAGCUGCUUAUCAUCUACACUGUCACCCAUGCUGUGUACAAUCUGUACUUCCAUCCACUGUCUCACAUACCCGGACCAUUUCUUGGCCGAGCCUCUCUGUUAUGGAGAAUAUACCACACGACCCGAGGCCGGUCACAUCGAGGCAUACAACGAAUGCACCAGAAGCAUGGGGCAGUGUUCCGAGUAUCCCCAAAUGAAUUGUCUUUUGCGUCUGCCGGAUCGUGGAAGUCUAUAUAUGGCUUCCCAGCCAUUGGAAAGCCCCAACUGAUAAAGGGUGAAUUCUACGACAUAUACGGCGCUGGCUUCAAAACUGGCUGCAUAGGCAGUGAACGUGAUCCAAAGGUCCACGCCCAGAAGAAGAAGAACCUGACACCGGCUUUUUCGCUUAAGGCUUUAAAUGCACAAGAGCCAAUUAUUCAGAGAUGCAUUGAUGAGUUUGUAGCAAAGAUCGGUCCACUGAGUUUGACCAAUGGGCUGAACGUCACGAAGUGGUAUGAGAUGGUAUCUUUCGACAUUCUAGGAGAAAUGGCCUUUGGAGAAAGCUUUGGAUGUGUGAGAGAGGAGAAGCACCAUUUUUGGAUCGACCUCAUCUUGGAGCACCUCCUUGAGAUCACGCUCGUUGAUAAUCUACGUCGUAUUAAGCUCUUAGAGAUCCUUGGAAGAUAUCUCCUACCACGACUCACAGUAAAAAUUCGCAAAAAACACUCUGGACACAGUCGAGCUAAAGUUCAGCGUCGUCUUGAAGGUGCAGACAAUCGCCAAGACUUUCUCACUAACAUCACCGACAAGGUCCGCAGCGGCGAGGUAUCUCUCGAGGAGAUGACCGCUCACGCCUCCACACUCAUCAUCGCUGGUGGCGAAACUGUUUCUACAUGCAUGGCAGCAACAACAUAUUACCUUCUCAAAACCCCAAGAGCUCUGCAAAAGCUGCAGCAUGAGGUUCGCACCGCAUACACCUCUUAUCAAGCCAUCGACUCCAGCUCGGCUCUAAAGUUACCAUAUCUUCAAGCUUGCAUUAAUGAAGGUUUACGCAUUCAUCCGCCCGGCAGCCAGGGAUUUCCUCGUAUAAGUGCUGGACAGGAGAUCGACGGGAUUUACGUUCCCGCAGGAACUGAAGUAUAUACCUCCGCCUGGACUGUCACGCAUGACGCAGCAUACUUUCAUGAGCCUGAAAAGUUCAAGCCAGAACGUUGGACGGAUCCAGACUGUGCCGAUAUAAAGGAGGCAAGCCAGCCGUUUUCGCUGGGACUGCGUGCGUGUGUGGGUCGCAACUUUGCAUAUGUCCAGAUGUCGCUCCUGAUGGCCAAAAUCAUGUUUAGAUAUGACUUGGAGCUCAUCAACAAGGAGCUCGAUUGGGAGAGAGCCAGUCAUUGCCAUAUAAUGUGGUGGAAGGCACCGAUAGUCGUGCGCUUCACAGAGAGGAGUCAGGCAUAAGGCUGUGCACCACCUGAGCUGGAAUACUGCGACUCUGGGCUCUGACUCAUACAUGAUCGCACAGAGCCCCAAACUCUUUGGCUUGUUUCACCUCUCGAACAACUGUCGUACGCUGUGUAGUAUUGAAGGUCUGGGAAAAAGACGAAGGCUAGCUCUAGAUGGCUCAUUUGGAUGCUAUGCAAUAGCAGGUUGGCUUGUUAUGGUUUUGUUGGCAGCCAUUGACAGAUAGUACCAGAGUUGCAAUCGGAUCGAUGUUGAGUAGCAUCUGAUUGGCUAUCAUGGCUUGUACGUUGUAGGAACAGACGAGAUUAGGCUAGCCGAAGUAAUGCUCGUAUUACGAUCUGAGUAGAGUUACAACAAGAGAUCGCGAAAAUAUUUGCUGCCG